Hydatigera taeniaeformis is the source of this 3645-nucleotide messenger RNA. Lineage: Eukaryota; Metazoa; Platyhelminthes; Cestoda; Cyclophyllidea; Taeniidae. The record is from the annotation of a GenBank genome assembly.
AUGAGUACACCUAAACACACGAUUCAUCUACCCGAGGAGACAUCACAAGUCUGCGCCAAUCGGUGCGCCGAAAAGUCGGCAAUCAAAGCUGGUGUGGAGGUAGCAAAUGCGGAAUACGUCGAUUACUUGAAACAGAUGAUCACUAGUCUCCUGGAAAAUCAAAUGAACCUCUCCGCGGCUUUGGAUGAGACACGAGAAGCUUGUGCUCAGUUAAAUUUGCAAAAAUCGGAGCUGGAGGCCUCAAGCACCCAAGAGGUGCAGGUGUUGCAAGCCGAGCUGAGCAUGUGCCGACAGCGCGAGGCGGAGAUGACUUUGGCCUACGAAGACUUGCGGAGUCGAGUAGAGGCAAUUGACCAAGUCAUUGAACAAAUCCCAUGGCUUGAUGUCCUCUUCAAUUCUGAUGGUCCUCUCCCCGCUCGUCUGAAGGCGUUAAAGUGUGAGGACGAGGACGCGGAGACAGAGGCAGCACCAGAUGAGCCCCGUAUCUCGCAAACCUCCUCAACCCUCCGUUCCGCUAGUUACGAUGUUGAUGCUGACGCCGACGAUGACGAUGAUGAUGAAGCCGAUAUUGAUGUGGUAGAGAGUGACAUCAUGCCGCACUACCGUCAAGUUCCGCUCUCUGCUUGGCGUCGCUCCAAACGCACUGGAAGUGCCUCUCCGCUGAGUGACAGUGGCUGCACUUCUGAGAGUCACGACGAAAUUUCACUAGUCUCGCUCAACAGCGCACAUAGCAGUCCCCACCUAGCUGUUCUCCGUAGGCGUCUAGAAGCUCAGCAACUGCAACAGCAAAAUGGUGAAGUGCGGAUGCGUAGAUCACUACCGCACGCACCGCUAAAGCGUUCUGCCACUUCAGCAAUCGUCGGUGAUGGUAACAAGGGAAAAGAAGGAUGGAGACUAGGGCGGAUUACGGAGUCAUUGCGGGCAUCAAUAUCGCGGUUCGCAGAUAAGUCCGAGUGGAAGAUAGAAGCGCUGGCAGCGAGACAACGCGAAGCGAGAGCACUGGUGCUACUUAAUGAAACACAAGCCGAGGUUCGAAAGGUGGAGUCACGCUGCAAGGGUCUUACGCGACGGCAGAAUGAACAGGAGUUGAAGAUGAAUGAGAAGGAGAAGGAGAUUGAACGCCUCUUGAGUCAGGAGCGAGAGCUACGAAACGACCUUCGCAAUUGGCAGCAACGAGUUUUCCAACUUGAAGCCGAGACUCAGGAGAUUCGUCACAACUGUCAGAUAGCCGAACUGGAGAUGAAGUCACGCCUUCUAGAGGCCAGCAUGCUGGCAGCUGACCCAACUGCUAAAGCCUCUCUGCACAAUCCCGCCAGCCUCUUUUCUGAGGACCUGAUUCGGUUCAAAGUGACAGAUGAGACUUUAACCCCCACUACAACCACUCCAUCCACCGCCACUAUAAACACUCCCACCCCUGUCACCUUUCGUGGAUGCCCUCAGGAGGAUACCAGUAGACCGCCCAAAUUCUCUCGGCCUUCGUUGAAAGGAAGACCACGAUUUGCCUCAACCACCAGCCUCUCGCGUCUCCCCGUAGUCUCGUCUUGUCAAUCGCAAAAAAAUACAUCAGGAAUGAGUCGACCCGCCUCCAGCCUCCAGCUGCAUCAACCCACUGGCGGUAUUGAUGGUGUGUCGGGUCGAGGCCGCAGCAGCGUCCUCACCACCUCCUUCGGUUCGCUCUCUGAGCUGGAGCUUACACCCGACCUUAAGACCGUUGAUCUGACGGUAGAUCCCGUCGCUCCUCCACGUGAUUUUAUUGGCUACCCUGCGAGACACGAAGAUAUGCAACGUGAUUUAGAAAAGUUGGCCUCCUUUAUUACCCUCUCAAAACGACGUUCGGUCGGGUCUACUACCUUAGCUGCCCAGUUAUUACGAGUGGACGACACCGAAGAAAAUUCAAUUCUAAGUUUAUCACUACCCCUUGGACAUCAGAGUGGUAAAGGUCGAUGCUUAGUGAGGAACAACAAUGCUCAACUGAAGAACAAAAGGCCUCUCCUUUCCUCGGAUCCUGACCGCUCCAGCAUGGACCUUGAAUGCGUUAAGCAGGACGAGAAUAGCAAUACCAUGCCCACUGCGAAGUACAUCCGUAUUCAGGCGGACUGUGCUACAGGGUUGCCAAUGAUAUCCAUUUUUGAUGAGUGCGGUCAAUCACAGUUGGCAUGCGCCUAUCUGGCCAAGGAUUUUAAACUUGAUAUUGACUUCAAAUUAUGGGCAUGCAAUGGCAAUAUUGUGACCCCCUGUCCCACUGUCUGCACACGUCGAUGUUCUGGGCCGUGUCCACCAGCCUGCCCACCAUGUCCACCGGUCUGUCCGCCAUGCCCACCAGUUUGUCCCCCAUGUCCGCCAGCUUGUCCGCCAGCUUGUCCACCAGCUUGUCCGCCGUGCCCACCAGUCUGUCCACCUUGUCCUGCACCCUGUCCUCCACCAUGUCCCCUCCCCUGUCCUCCGGUUGGACAGGCGUCCUGUGGAAAUUGGCACAUUUGGCGAAUCGCAAAUUUCGCUCAAUUGGAAGAAUGUAAUGGAGGUGAAUGGUGUGAGCCAUUUUACUUGGGCCAGCCAGGCUAUAGAAUGCAAGCCAAGCUUGAAUUCACCACCUAUCUUUUUGGUAUCUAUAUCAAACUGGUGCCUGGGGACUAUGAUGACUGCCUGUCGUGGCCCUUCUCGUCGGAUAUUUACUUUUCGAUUUUGGAUCAGACGGGAGCGGGGAACCACAUUGUGCGAGUGUUGAGACCAUACCUGAAUGAUGAGGAUGAGAGGGAGCUUUGUUACAUUUUACUUGUUAUUUUCCAAAGGAAUAGAAUGGACAAGGAGUCUGAAUUCACCUCUGAUGAUUUCGAUUUUUGGCUCACGGCCUGUGCUAUCCUAACCUUCCUUUGCUAUGCUCUCUUCGGUGUCCUGGUAUUCCUCCUCCGGCGCAUCAUCAAUGACGCAUUUAGAGCGGUUUUGCGCACCAACGUCUUUAAGCCGUCCACCGAAACCGUCUUUCCCUUAACCAAUUGUGCGGCUAUUACCCAAAUUACACAUAAGGAGAAUGGGGGUUCCCUACGUCUUUCCCUAUCGCUUCUUAAGGGUGUCUCCAUGUUCCUCCUUCGCAAUGUUCCAUUGAUUGCUUUCCACAGUGCUAUGAUUAGGCCUACUGUUGAACUUUUGCAAUUUAUUCGAGAUACAGCAGCUGAGGAAGUCUCUGUCUACAAUCGAGACAUCUUCGUAAAGACUAAUCAGGAACUAGUAAAUAUCAACGAUUUCCGACGCUCAUAUGACCUCGUCUUCGCUUUCUUUGAUGAGAGUGCAUUGGAAGGUGAAAUACAAGAUGAGCAGGUGGUCCUUUCUCUCUAUAUGAUUCAUGUGAAACAGCACAAAGAAGAACAUCGACCGACGCAGGUACUCUACUCUUACUGCAAAACUAAUCGUGAUCGACUCAUCUGUAUUCGAAAACUGUUCACUAAUGGGACUGAAAAUGAGGAUGGUGAACAAAAGCAGCGGCCCGACUGCGCAAUUUGCUUGGCGGAGGCCGCAGCCAAUGUCAUCUUUGUGCCCUGUCGGCAUGUGGCGAUGUGUCAAAAGUGUCUCCUCGGUUUUCAAGCCUCUUCUCAAUGCCUUCAUUGCCCACUGUGCAGAGGUGUUAUUUCAGAAAUCAAACUACUGUGA